AUGUUUAUUUGGUUAGUCAGAGAGAAUACUGAAGGUGAAUAUUCUGUUAUAGAAUAUGUGAUUGCGGAUAGCGUUGUACAAGAUAUUAAAUUGUUCUCUGAAGAAGCACGUCGACAUCCAUCUCGUUCCGUUAUAUCAAAUUGGUAUGGUAAUACAUUGAAUGAUCAGGCUGUUGGUUUAAAUCAGGGUCUAGGUGUUACACCAAGCGAGAAAACUAGUGAAACUGAAGCUAUAUUUGAAUCAGUUAUUCGUACUGAUCCUGAUAUUGCUGGUCAAGAUUGUUCCAAUCCAACUGCUCUAUUCUCUUCAGCCAUUAUGAUUCUUUGCUAUAUGGAUUUAAAUAAGUAUGCAGAUUUAAUUAAAUCUGCUGUCUUGGCCACAAUACGUGAAGCGAAAAAUCUUACAGCUGAUCAUGACAGUCGUUCCACUUGUUCUUAA
This is a messenger RNA of Schistosoma margrebowiei, 438 nucleotides long. Lineage: Eukaryota; Metazoa; Platyhelminthes; Trematoda; Strigeidida; Schistosomatidae. The record is from the annotation of a GenBank genome assembly.